Molecule: messenger RNA, 183 nt
Organism: Penicillium coprophilum
Lineage: Eukaryota; Fungi; Ascomycota; Eurotiomycetes; Eurotiales; Aspergillaceae
Exons: 1
Coding region: 1-183 (60 amino acids)
Source: RefSeq, a predicted model, not a curated record
AUGAGUACUCUUGCUGAUGUGGUCAACCCAGAGAAGCCAUCCGGUGAGGAUCUUCAUCGCAAGACUGCGACAUGUCUACGGACUGUUCCUAGGUUUAAGGUGCCUCCCCGUUAUGAGAUCGCGUGCAUUCGCGAUCUCUCCUGGUUAGAUAGCAGCAGUGUCAUCGUCUUUCUCGGGGUGUGA